Messenger RNA from Strongylocentrotus purpuratus (purple sea urchin), 7391 nucleotides. Its product is annotated as prominin-1-like. Gene Ontology annotation, cellular component: microvillus; cell surface; prominosome. The transcript has 29 exons. Gene Ontology annotation, molecular function: cholesterol binding. The coding region runs from base 173 to 2815 and encodes 880 amino acids. The record is from RefSeq and is a predicted model, not a curated record. NCBI's taxonomy places the organism in Eukaryota, Metazoa, Echinodermata, Echinoidea, Camarodonta, Strongylocentrotidae.
GGAAGUUCCUGCUAGCUAGCUGCGUUGAGAAAGUGGUCAAGAUAUUCAGUCCGUGCACUACAAGAGAGAUCAUAACAGACCGUGCAAGGAAGAGGAUCGAACUGCCCAGGAAGGGCUCAAGAAGCCAGGCUGCUUUUAGUAAGAGUUGAAGGAGAAACAGAGAAAGAACAAAAUGGAGAAAAUGAAAAGAACUGGUCUGCAUGGACUGUGCCUUGCAGUGUUGAUUGUGGGCUUAGCCGUUCAUGAGGCGAAAGCUGUUUCGGUAAAUAACGAUGGGAACAUCACUUUUGCGGACCUCCCUGAAGGAGACCCGUACUCCUCACCAGAGUCCUUCGACGAAGGAAGCUUCCCCUUACCAACAACUUGGGAUUUUAUUGGAAACUUUCUAUCUUCAGUCUCCCCUGGAGAACCACCUUAUGAAUUGAUCAACACCGUCGUAGGGGACUUUUCAUCCGUAGACGUUGCUCUACUAACAGAUAAUAUUACAACAUACCAGAAAAACCUGUUGGGCUUUGGGGUGGCCUUCGUGAUCGGUGUGCUCUUCAUCCUGAUCUUCCCCAUCGUAGCCCUCUGCUUCUGCUGCUGCCGGUGCUGCUGCAAGAACUGUGGUGGUAAGAUGCACAUGGACCAGAAGGACAACUCCUGCUGCCGUGUGAUGGUCUACUCGAUCCUGCUCCUCGUUUCACUUGUCUUUAUCUUUGCUGGUGCUGUGACAGCACUGUGUAUCAGUGGAUAUACCGGUAGCCAGGCGCAGACACUGCCCACGAGGGUCAGCGAUAACGUUCAAGAUCUUGUUCUCUACCUGAACAAUACCCUUAAUGAGAUUGACUUUGUGAUGACCGAUCAACUAGCCUUUACCCUUGACCAAGUCAGGGACGAUUUGAAUGGUAUUGGUGACUUGGUUGGCGUUCCUGUUCGUGAGAGUCUUCGUACGAAUGUAGGACCAGCUAUCGAUUCAGUCAUUGACAUGGAGACCAACAUUGACGGAACCCUGUCCUCCAUGGAAGCAGUCGAUACUCUUCAGGCCACGAUGGAGAUUAACCGGGAUACCCUCGACACCAACUUGACUUCAAUCUUGACCACUCUGUCUACCCUAUGUGGUUCAUGUGGCUGCUGCACUGAAGCAACAGCUAACCUGCGAAAUGUACAGCUAAAGGCAGACUAUCGGGAUAUAGACAUUGGCGCGGGUCAUGGAAGCUUCCCACAAGUACUGGUGGAUAGUUCAAUUAGUGAGCUGACUGAUGUGUCCAAUCGAAAUCUCAGCGAACAAGCACUAGAGGGUGCACAAACAUUUGAGGACAUCCCAGAGACUUUGCGUAAUACAACAGCCUCUGAUGUAGCAGAUAUCAUUGUUACCAUCGACGAGCUGGAAGGAACCCUCAAUGAAUUCAUCAACACCACCACAUAUACCUUGCAGAGCUUCUCUGGACAAGUUGAACCAUUCGAUGAUACAGCCAAUGACUACCUGACUACGUACGCUGAGGACUAUGAUAAGUAUAGAGCCUACGUGAUGUACGUAUUCUACGGAUUCAUUCUCUUCAUCGUAAUCCUGUUCCUUCUUGGUUUGCUCAUCGGAAUCUUCUCGUAUGACAGGAAGGCCUCACCGACAGACCGCAGCUCAUGCUCCAACUGUGGUGGACUCUUCCUGAUGGCUGGAGCUGGUUUUGUCUUCAUCUUCGGAGCCUUCAUCAUGCUCAUAACUGCACUGACCUUCAUCAUAGGAGGACCCAUUGACCGUCUCGUGUGUGACCCUCUGGUCUCAGGACAGCUCUUUGCUCAGACGGUUGAUAAAUAUGAUGGAAUCCUGGAAGAUGGAUACUACCUUGGCAAUUUGGUCUUCCAAGACCCUUCUGUCCCUUUCCAGAUUGGUGGAUUCCUAGAUGCCUGUGAGCAGAAUGAGGCUGUCUACACUGCUUUCCUGCUAGAAAACCUUUUCAACAUCACAGAGUUUACUGAUAUCUCCUCGCAAAUUCCCAAUGUGGAUGACCAGUUUGCCAAUUUGACUGGAGACUUCAGCUCAGUGGAGAUCCUAACGGACGACACCAGGCAGACCUUGAUUGACUUCAGAGACUCGCCUGCAGAUACCAUUAAUUGGACUUACUUUACUGAUGAGUUGGCCAAAGUCUUGAUCUAUGACGCUGAUGGCAAUGUGGACAGUCUAUCGUCCCUCAUCACAGCUCUUGAUACUGACGCAGCUGCAACUUCGAGUUCAUCAGAUGCAACGGCUCUCAAUGAUAUCAGCGCCGAUCUUCAGACUCUUCAAGAUGAUAUCGUGGACGUUCUUCUCCAAGAUGCGUCCGACAUAGCUUCGGAGAUUGUCACGUUGACAGGAUAUACAGACGUUAUUGAUACCAAUGUGAAUGACACCAUUGCAAAUGCAGAGACGGCUCAAGAUUACAUUGAUAACAACGUGGGGACAGUUGUUCAAGCGUCUGUCGUCGAUUACAGUGCCAGAGUUCUUGGUUACCCAGAGCAGUUUGUGACCUAUGCUACAAACGAGCUGGAAACCACGAUUGGAGGUUGUCGUCCGGUUUAUAACUUGUGGAAUCAAGCAGUCAACACUCUCUGUAUUGGAAUACUUCGCUCAUUUAAUGGUCUAUGGUUCACUCUGGGCUGGUGUAUCGUCUUCUUCAUGCCUGCGCUUAUCUUCGGUGUCAAGCUGGCCAAGUACUUCAGAACCAUGGAUACUUCUGAUGGCUACAGCGAUAAUGAUGACUUUGAGAUGCAAGGGCAGCAGCACUACAGCAACAAAGUGGCCCCCACGACCGGGUACGCUGCUGGGGAGAAGCCAAACUAUCAAAACUAUCACCGAUAAAUGACAAGAAGGACUCUACGAGCCAGAACCAAUUCUCACAGGAACCUUGUGAAAGUAUAAGACCAUUUAUAGGAGAAAGUUCCUCUUCAUUUAUUUUCCACACAUGGUAGAAAAACCAGAUCAAUUUAAUUUUCAGAAUGUUUACCUUUAUACCCAUAAACUUUUUUUUUCAAAUCUUCAUAAUUUUUUUGAUUUUUUGCUCAAUUAAUGUAUUAAAAAUGUUUCCUUUAAUCAAGCUUGCGGGCGUGCGGGCUCAAAAGUAUAACAUGACAAUUUUUUUACAGUUCUCUUUUUAGACAAGUUUUCCUUUAAAAACUUUAAACAUAAAAUGUGAAAGAUUGGUGGUAAAAUUGGGCAUUUUACAUAUCUUUGAACGUUUUCCAUCAAAUCAGCAUACAAAGUCUUUCAUGAGAUUUCCAUGCCUGGUGAGAGGUAUUUUUGUAUAAGCCUUAUCAAAUCACUGAAGCGACAUCUUCUGCAGAUACAUUCCCGUCCAGAACUACAUGUAUUUUUUAUUCAAGUUCAAAUAAUUGUUUAACUGGAAGUAAAUAUGAAUGUCCUUUUGGAAUGUACAUUGUAAAUAUUGGUAUUUUAUAACAGAAAUGUUAUUCUUGUUUUAAGAAAAUGUUGGAGAUUCAUUCGCAUUAUAACCAACUAGUGGAGGAUUGAGUAGUUGAUGGAUCAAAUAAAGUCUUUCUAAGUGUUAAAUUUGGGCUUUCACAUUGUGUCGCUGUUCUGCCUUAAAUAGCGGCUUGUUUUAUCGAAAUCAAUUUCCCUACCUACAUUUACUGUCGCCUACCAUUCUGCGUUUGCCGCAGUGGUUAAAGGGCCGGUGGAAAUGUUGCAUAUUUUAUUCUAGCCUUAUGAGAUACAAACAUGAACCGGAAAUUACAAUAUUCAGAAUUUUAUUUUUUUCUAAAGAGAUGAUGUAAAUAUAUACUAUUGAGGUUGACUUUUUUGUUUUAUCUGUGUAAAUUUCUGUCUGUAUAUUGAUAUAUGAUGAGUUGAUUUUUAAUAUUGGAUCUGAGCAAUGUUAUGUGGAAGUCAACCUUGUGUCACCAAUGGCCCCAUGUUCUCCACAAUAUGAAAUUCCUUCUAAGAUUGCAUCAACAUUAAUUUAUACUUCUUCUCACUGAGUUUACGCUAUUUGUGAAUGUGCUGCAAUAUUCUGAAAUGUUAUAUCUGGCUGAGAAACCGUCAUUUGUAUCGAAAUUAUAUUUUCAUUAUAUAUCUUUCAGUAGGAACAAUAUACAUUUUUGCAAUAGUUUUUCAAUAGACAAUAGACAUAUAGGUUGAAAUACAAUUAUAACUGAAAUUUGCUGAACUGCAUUUAUAGUUGAUGUUAUUUUUUGACUAGUUUGAAAUUGGUUUGGGGUAAUUUUUCUUAAAGAAAUGGAAUACCACCAUGUAGAGGCUGAAUGAGUUUGAACUGCUCAUCUUUGUGUCAUUAACCCUUAUAUGCCAAUUAAAUAAUCUUCCUGUGCCACAUGGUACAUAUCAUGGAAUAGACGUACUAUAGGUUUGAGGUUAUUUAACUGUGUUUCUAGUGCAUGAUAAAUCUAUAUCGAUGUUAAAAGGGGUUACAUGAAGCAAAUCAAGUCCUGAAAUUAGCCAUUUUGGAAAGACAUUGUGUUGCACAAAGCAUUUCGUCCAUCAAUUGUUUUGUGCCAAUUGGCAUGUGUGGCAAACAAGCAACCAUGCCUAUUGGCACUGCUGGCAAGUAAAAGGACAAAAUGGCUGAGAAAAAAUAUAGCAUGGCUGCGGACACUUACGUCAAGCCCUUUUUCUUCAUUUGAAUCCUUUCGUGUCAUAGUGGCAAAUUAAAUACCAACCUAGGAUGUCAAUGAUGAACUAUAAUUGUCUACUACUACAUUUAUAAAAACUUGAAAUGAAACAAAUUUUUACAACAAAGAAUUUCACUCUGUAAAAAUCUGAAACAAACUUAAAUAAUAAAGGACUCGGAAAUGAGGAACCCAGAGCCCUAAUUGCUACCCAAAAGUUCUACAUUGUAACCCUAGUGGCAAAUAAAGGAUCACAUUUGUGUUUGUUGUUUUUUAUUGGUUACAUUUUUAUUCAUGUACAUAAUGUAUUAAUGGUUUUAAUUGGUUGAUUUGUGCAAAUUCGUCUUCAUGGCAAAGAUUUAUUCUCAAUCUGGUAAUUUAUUUUGACAUUCUAUGCAUGCAUUAGAAUUGUAAUUUGUCAAUUAUUUUAAUUGUCAAGGAUUCUAGUUUAUCAUAUUAUGAUGAUUUUCAAGAAAUUAUUCAUAAAACCUUUUUUUUUAAAGAUCAGAAAGAUUGAGAUUGGUUAUCAAUUAAUAAUUUGUUUAUAUAAAAAAAACAAUUCUUUGCAUUUGUACAUGUACAUUUUUUAAAUGCUUGCCUCUAUUUCAUAUUCACUAUCUAGACUUGGAAAACUGCCUAACCGCAGUUUUUCAGAAAAGCUUUUCCAAUGCUUUGAAAUGAUUCAUAAACCCACCGUGUUUGUUUUAUGAAAACUCUCUAGCAUAAAGUGAUUUAUUUUCUAUUAGUAUAGUGUAGUACCUUGAUGAGGAUUCAUAUUAAAUGAGAUAUUUGUGCUUUAUUAUCUUUCUAUGAACAGAUUUUUAUGGAGUGAUAUUUGCCGUUAUAGAAAAAUGUACAGGUUGAAUACAAACAAAAUAUAUUGAUUAUAUAGCAUAAUUUUAGAUUAGUGAGAUAAUAGGAAAGAUGUAUAUAUUUUUCACCAUUGAUAUAUUAGGUCUGUUUGGAUAGCUGUUUAUGUGAAGGAAAAUAAUACUUUAACACUUGUGUUCUGAUUUGGAAAAAAAAUAAAGAAUUUUCAAAAUGGAAGGGAAUUUUUUUGUAUAAGCAGUAUGCAAUUCCGAUAAGGAUUUGAACGUUGGACAUGCAGCAGCGCCUGGAAGCUAUGUAGAUGUGGUUUCUGCAUCAAAUGAUGAAUAUACUAUAUAAACAAAUACCAAUUUUUGGGAUGUGAAGAUCUUCAAAAUCGUAGGAGAAUUCUUUAUGUAGUCUGUUGAAUGAAAUAAGAAAAGCUUGCAGAGAAUUUUGAGAAAUCAACUCCACAAAAAUUUCAGUGCCCUACUGUUUUUCUUAUAGGGACCAAGUGUGGAUGAAAUUAAGAAAAAAUGAAAUUGAAAUCAAGUAUUCAUUAUCCAUUCAGAAAUUUGUUUUUCACUGGUAAAAGUUUACAGAUCUGUUUACAAAAAAAGAAAUAAUCAUAUUCAAUUACAGUAUUGGUAAAAUACAGGAAUACCAGCUUUGAAAGCUGUAUAUGUUAUAAAUUUUGCAUAUUACAAUGGAUGAUGGACAACGCUUUGGAAAUUACAGUGGGUUGAUUUUCAAAAAUCUUUUAGAAAUUUAGAAUGCAGUGAGUAAUCGUUGAACUAUUUUAGUAACCUUGAAUUCUACUAUUAAAUUAUUUGUAUAUACAGUAUAGGACUUUCAAAGAAUGACUUUCAAAGUGUACACUGAGGAGUAGCAGGAAUAGAAGACUCGUUUGUUGAGAUAACAAAUAAUGAAUUAUUAAACCUGUCAUUGCAUGCUGUGCAUUUUUGUUUUAAUUCUUGGAAAUGCUUGAAAAGGGAUGUACAUAGAUUUCUCUUCUAUCCUUGGCAAUGUUUGGUGUUCUGGACGCAUACUUUCAGUAUUUGUGAUCUUAUUCACGUUUUUUAACUCUUCUAGAUAUUGGUAAAAUUUGAGUAAUUCAUGUCAAAUGAUAUGAAUGAAUACAAAGUGAUAUUAAUUACUGGAUAAUCAACAACAACAAAAUGAUUGAUUAUACGAAGUAAGUAAUAACCUGACCAUAUAUAGUUUCCAGAAAACAUUUACAAAUUUGAAUUGGUCGAAAGAUGUGAAAAUCACAACCUUAAACAUACAUUCCAUGAAUUCAAGAAAACUCCUCAUUCCCAAAAUCAUUAUAUAAAGCUCAUUGGUUUUAUGUAUUGUGACAAUGUGUACAUGUCAUAGUAGUCUAAUGUAUUGAUUAUUUAAGAGAAAUGUUACGGUUGUAUAUUUUCUAUGUAUAAAAUAUUUCUUGUUUGAUGGGUGCAUCGUUCACAGUUGAAAUACUAAGUAGACAAACAUUUUCCAUGUAUGUUCUUUUGCAUUUUAAAUUUGACAUGUAGCAGACAUUACAAAGAAUAGUCAAGAGAAUUUAAACUUAAUCUACCUUAACACCCACACCCCCAACAAAAAGUAUAUACAUUAUAGUUUACAUAGGAAAAACAUUUAAACGGAAGAUAUACAGAGUAUUAUAUGAUUUAAACAAAUAUUUUCAGUAUGACUAUAACAUUUGGCUUUUUUAAUUGAUUGUCAAUCAUGCGGGUUCGGUAUGAACGUGAAUUUGAGUGGUAUCUCUCACUUUCACGUGAACAGUCGCAUUCAUUCCCCAUUAAAGCUGAUGACGAUGUUUUUUGAGAGGACGCUAACUUACUCUAAUCUAAAGCUACAAAUUAUCUUUUCAUGAAAAAGGGGACAAAUGUGUAAUUGUGAUAUGACAGUGCAUAGUUUUAUCAAUUAUUAUCGAUGGACAUGUAGAUCUAUAAUUAAAUACUGCUUCUUUUUUCCCGCAAGAACAA